This is a messenger RNA of Frankliniella occidentalis (western flower thrips), 3524 nucleotides long. RefSeq names its product BDNF/NT-3 growth factors receptor-like. Gene Ontology annotation, biological process: positive regulation of kinase activity; multicellular organism development; protein phosphorylation. The transcript has 7 exons. Gene Ontology annotation, cellular component: axon; signaling receptor complex. Lineage: Eukaryota; Metazoa; Arthropoda; Insecta; Thysanoptera; Thripidae. The record is from RefSeq and is a predicted model, not a curated record. The coding region runs from base 236 to 2053 and encodes 605 amino acids. Gene Ontology annotation, molecular function: ATP binding; transmembrane receptor protein tyrosine kinase activity; neurotrophin receptor activity.
AGCACGCUGAUGGUCUGUAGCGGCGGACGCGCCGCGGGACCCGAGCAGCGACGCCUCGCCCUCCCCGCCCCCCGGUGAUCAGCUGAUCGCGGUGCUCGAGUGCCUGUUCGUGGACGCGAUGUUCGCCCGGACUUCCCCGCGGUGGGCGGGAGCUCGGUACGCCCCGGAGGUGCAGUGGUGAUAGCAAGUAGUAUAGUGCGACGCGCAGUGCGACGACGACCCCCCGGCGCCCGCCAUGCCCCCCCUGGCCGAGGCCGGCGCUGAGCCGCGGUCGCUGUUACGGAUACUCUUCGGCGGCCAGCGUGACCACCACCGAGGCGCGCCGGGCCGGCCCCGGGCGCGGCGGCGCCUGGUGCGCGAGGUGGUCGGCAGCGACGGCGACGCCGGCGAGUGGCAGCAAGGGUCCUGCAGGAAGAGCGCCUGCGGCGAGGAGGCGGCCUGCAUCCCCAACAAGGACCGGAGCCGCGCCAUGCACAAGUGCGUGUGCCCGCACGACCUGUCGCCGCCCGACCACAGCAUGCGCUGCACCAGGCAGACGGUUGCAGUGGCCGACCUGGCGCCGGUCGGACCCAUCCACCUGCACAUCGCGCCCCCGGCCCAGGGCGGCGCGGCGCCGAGCCCCAUGCCGCCGUCCAUGACCACGAGGGACCCCUCCGUCGGACCCAUCAAGGCCAGGGGCGUGGGCAUGCACUGGGGGAUCGGCGUCGGGGUGUUCUGCGCCGCCGUCAUCGUGGCCCUGGCCGUGCUGUGGUACUCGCGCCAGCGGUCCGUGCGCAGCCGCAAGAGCCAGACGCCGCGCAGCCUCAGCAAGGGCCCCCUCGGCUCGGAGAUGUUCCUGCCCAACCCGCAGUACGCCCUGGGCAUGGCCGGCCUGGGCGGCGACCCGCUGCGCGCGCAGCAGGGCGGCCCCACCGUCACGCUCAUCGACCAGCGCGCGCUCAGCUUGCAGGAGAGCAUCGGCGAGGGCUGCUUCGGCAAGGUGUACAGAGGUGAGCUGCGGGUCGCGGAUGGCAUCGCGCAGACCGUGGCCGUCAAAGUGCUCAAGGAGUCGGCGACGACCGAAGCCGAGGAGGACUUCAUGAGGGAGGUGGAGGUGAUGAGCGCCUUCCAGCACCCGCACAUCCUGCGGCUCAUCGGAGUGGUGCCAAGGGAGCUCGAGUCCGCGCCGUGCAUGGUGUUCGAGUUCAUGCCGUUCGGGGACCUGACCGAGGUGCUGCGGUGCUCGAGCAAGAGCCCCUGGGCGGCGCCGCGGCCUGGGCUGCCCCCGCUCACGCCGGACGCGCUGCUCCACAUCGCGCUGCAGAUCGCCCUCGGCAUGCGCUACCUGGCCGCGCAGCGCUUCGUGCACCGGGACCUGGCCUGCAGGAACUGCCUAGUCGGCCACAACCUCGCCGUCAAGAUCGCGGACUUCGGCAUGAGCAGGGACGUCUACACGUGCGACUACUACAAGAUGGGUGGCUCUCGGGCGCUCCCCGUCCGCUGGAUGUCACCCGAGGCACUCCUCUACGGCCGGUUCACCCUCGAGUCGGACGUGUGGAGCUUUGGCGUGGUGCUGUGGGAGGUCUUCACCCGCGGCAAGCUCCCUUACUACGGCCACACCAACGACGAGGCACUCAAGCUGGUCCUGCAAGGCGUGCUGCUGCAGCUGCCGGACAGCUCCGAAUGCCCGCUGACUGUCAUCGACCUGAUGCGCUGCUGUUGGAAGACAGAGCCACGGGAUCGCCUCCGCUUCCCCGAGAUCUGCGCUCGCCUGGAGGAGGCUCUCGAGGAGGCCAUCAAGGGCAUUCCUCUGCUAGAGAAGCACGACGUCGACGAUGACGACGGUGACAUCGGCCUCCCUAGACCGCCCGGCUUCGUCCCCUCGGACCUGCCGCCUCUCAGCGUGUGGUACGGUGCUACGGCCCCCGACACGGACCUGGAGGACAUGGACGUACACGGCGCGCGGCGGGGAACGCCCGGGCCCGAGGAGCAGCUCCUGGACCCAGACAACUACCUCCUGCCGCGCGCCCCGGACCCCAACCGAGUACCGUACCUGGAGCCUAUCGCAGACUGAGCGCCCGCAUAGCAGUCUUGUUACCUAGUCAAAGGCGAAGCACCCAGAAAUUCGUUUCCUUCAGUGUAUCUCCAAACGCAAUGAAAGUACUACCUCUUGUGGAAGUGUCAGGCUAAUGGCAAUAAGAAAACAGUAAUACCCUUCCAACGGCAAUGAGUCGGUCAUGGCCAUUCCAAAGGCAGUAUUCAUUGACAAUUUUGGCAAUGAACUUUCAUUGCCGACAGUGCGGCAGGGUUCGAAUUGCAAAUAAGUUUAAGGGAAACAUACUUUUUUUGCGACCAUGGCCAAAAUUGGCAAUGGAUACUGCCUACUGCCUUUGGAAUGGCAAUGACCGACUCAUUGCCAAUGGUGAGGUAUUACUUUUGUCUCAUUGCCUGUGCGCCGUUCAUUGACAAAAAAGUUAGUACUGCUCUUAGCCAAAAAAUGGCAAUGAUCAAUAAUACGUUUAAAAAACAGUGUUGAUGCAAGGCAAAACUGCCUUGCGUUCCAGAAAUCGACCUGGCAUUAACACGUUGAGUCCCAGGGGGGUAUCAAUCACGUGUGACCAUAAGUGUGGUCACGUGGGAAUCAACGUGUUUAAGAAAUUGCCUAAACUCAAGGAAAAUUCUUUCCUUUAUGUAUAUUAUUACUCUGAAACAAUGGAAUUUCUUUGAACCAAGGAACAAAUUUCCUGACGUUAUUUUAAAGAACAGUUUUCUGGGUGGAGAACGCAGUCGUUGUGUGCACGGCUCAGAGCAAAUAUAUUGCUCUGAAAAACUAAACUACGAAAAGGGUUGGAAUCUCAAAUGCAGUCAUGAAUGGGAAGGGAGGGGGAGGGUGGAUCACACGCCAUCAUGGAUGGUUCUGUCCCAUAACUAUUUAUUGUUCUAAGAGAGUUGACACUUAUAGUUCGUAAGCCUUGUACAUAAAUUGUAAAUAGUGACAAAUGACCAUGUAUAAAAUAAUGCCCUCCAAAAUCUUUGUAAGACUUAAAAAAAGUACCUGAUAUGUUAGUGAACAUCUAGUGCGUCUACAUUUUCAACUUCUGCAAAUCAUAAGGGUGGGUUCAGAGAACACGAAACGCAAGCGCCAUUUCACGCGCCGUGGGCUUCACGCAGCAAUGAGGGACCGACUUGACUCUCGUCACGCCGGGCGCCAGGCGUGAACAUCACGCUCGGCAUGAUAAUCGAGCUCGCGUUUUGGGAACUCUGAAUGCCCCUUUAUAUAGUUCUAUCACAGUUUACCAGACAGCUCUUCUAUAAAAAACAAAUUAAUUGAAAAGUAUAACACAGUAAACAUUAUCAACUUCUUUGAGAAUGAUCGACUCCGGAUCGACUACUGGUUUUGUGCAUUUAUCACAAGCUGCGCAGGAAUUAAAUUAGUACAAUUUUUAGAAUACAUUUCCUGUGGUGUAUUUUCAUGGUAGUAUGACGAGAAAGUCUGCCAGAUGACUGAUUUGUAAUUGGCAAUAAUAAAGUUACCCACUACAUAA